AUGAGGCCUCUUCUCGGGCUUCUCGCCCUGGGCAUGUCCCUUUGGACCGCCCAGGCGCUGGAGGUUCCAAUGAACGAAAAAGAAGGCUCUCGCCAGUACUGCACCGGAAUGUAUAGUCGCAAGUCUUGGGGCGGUCCGGUCGAUCCUUUUAUCCUCGUCAAGUUCCUUAACGAUACUGCGCCUGAAGGAGACGACCCCAUCGCCAGUCUGGUCAUAUUCGAGUGGAGAGAUGGCAAUCUGGUAGGAAUCCCGGAUCCAGAUCUUCAAGCCCAGCGACUUGCGCUCUGCGACGAAGGUGCUAUUAAGAACGGAUACUGCAACUCAACCAACAAGGGGCAAUUUGUCCUGGCCAAGAACGCUACCGACUUAUCCAACCAGGUCAUCUUGACCAAGGCCGUCCACCUGAACAACCCGGCGCCCAUCAACUACCCGAUUAAGAAGACCGGAUACUACUGUGUCCUCACCGAAGGAUUCAACAUUCAGAAAUACAGCGCCGUGGUUGAGUUCAGGAACGCCUACGGAGAGCUGCCGGCAACCCAGAUCCCGAAACUCCCCUUUUACGGCGGAAUGUCCAUUUUGUAUGCCUUGGUAGCUGUCUUUUGGGGCUUUCUUUACUUUCAGCACCGGCAUGAUAUCCUUGCUGUGCAAAACUACAUCACGGCCAUUCUCAUCUUUUUGACAGUUGAAAUGAUUCUGACAUGGGGAUUCUAUGAUUUCCAAAAUCAUAAUGGAACUGCUGGUGUGGGAAGCAAAGUCUAUCUCAUUGUGAUUGCAGUCUUGAAUGCCGCUCGAAACUCUUUCUCAUUCUUCCUGCUUCUCAUCGUCUGCAUGGGCUAUGGUGUUGUCAAGCCUACUCUCGGGCGCACAAUGAUUUACAUCAGAUGGCUUGCUGCUGCGCAUUUCAUUUUCGGUAUUGUCUACGCAGUCACAAGUUUACUUGUGUCACCCGAAAGUGCUGGCCCCUUUGUCCUUCUUAUUGUCCUCCCAUUGGCUGGAACUUUGACGGCUUUCUACGUUUGGACGCUUAACGCUCUCAACUAUACUCUCAAAGACCUGCGGGAGAGAAAGCAGCAUGUCAAAGAAACCAUGUACAAGAAGCUGUGGUGGGCCAUUCUCAUCAGCGUCUUGGUCAUUUUUGGCUUCUUCUUCUUUAACAGCUUUACCUUUGCGUCGGCUAGCGACCCCGAUUUCGUCCCUUUUCACUGGAAGACUAGAUGGUUCAUCUUGGAUGGCUGGCUCAACAUUGUGUAUUUUGCCGAUGUUGCCUGGGUAGCAUACGUCUGGCGACCUACAGUCAACAAUCGUCGCUUCGCUAUGAGUGACGAGAUUGCUCAAGACGACGAUGGAAACUUUGAGAUUGGAGAUAUUGGCAUGCCUGACGACUCCGACGACGACGAAGAGGCGCAAAUCGGCAAGCCCACUUACCCCGGACAAGACAGCGGCGUGACAGGUGCUGGACCAGCACAAGCUAGCAGCAGCCGAGCUGUACCAGGCGCGCAGUCACAAUCAACAGCCCGUACUAUCCCACGAGAGUCCAUUGACGGAGAGACAAUAUUUGCAGUCGGCGAUGAAGACGGUGACAAGGCAUCGGACAGCGAGGGCGACAGCGAUGAUGAUGAGGAUGCCAAGCUUGUACACAAGAAAAUGUAA
Molecule: messenger RNA, 1650 nt
Organism: Trichoderma gamsii
Lineage: Eukaryota; Fungi; Ascomycota; Sordariomycetes; Hypocreales; Hypocreaceae
Exons: 7
Coding region: 1-1650 (549 amino acids)
Biological process (GO): retrograde transport, endosome to Golgi
Cellular component (GO): Golgi apparatus; membrane
Source: RefSeq, a predicted model, not a curated record